Molecule: messenger RNA, 1997 nt
Organism: Alligator mississippiensis (American alligator)
Lineage: Eukaryota; Metazoa; Chordata; Crocodylia; Alligatoridae
Gene: FANCF
Product: FA complementation group F
Exons: 1
Coding region: 153-1061 (302 amino acids)
Biological process (GO): interstrand cross-link repair
Cellular component (GO): Fanconi anaemia nuclear complex
Source: RefSeq, a predicted model, not a curated record
AAGGGCGGGGCUUGGCUCCGGAAGUGCGAGCGAGCAGACUGACGCAGCUGCGAGCCAGUGCGGCGGUUGCGCGCAGCCCAGGCCGCUGCGGAUUGGGUGGGGAGGCAGUGCCAGGGUUCGAAGCGGUGGCGGGAAGGCAGGCGCGCGGGGCCAUGGAGGUGCUGCUGGGCCAGGCGGAGCAGCUGCCCUCGCUCCUGGGCGCGGCGCGCUCGGCGCUGGCGGCGCGCUGGGACGCGGCGGCGCUGCAGCGCGCGCUGCGCUGGGCCCGCUACUUCCAGCAGCUGCACGACCGCUUCCGCGCGCGGCCCCGGGUCCGCGCCGCGUUGGCGCAGCGCCUGGCCCGCGCCCGCCCGCCGCUCGCCUUCGCGCACCUGGGCCGCUGCCCGCGCCUGCUGGCGUUGGCGCUGCUGGAGAACCGCGCCGCGCCGCCCUCUGCCGCCCCGGCCCUGCUGGCCGCACUGCUGCCCGCCCCGGCGCUGCUGGCCCGCCGCAAGGCCGCGGCGCGCGCCGCCGGGCCCGACCUGCGGGCGCGCACCGAGGCACAGCUGCUGCUGGCGCGGCUGCGGGAGGACGCGGGGCGGCCGCGCCGGGCGGCGGCGCUGCUGGAGAUGCUGCCUGCGGCGCGGGUGGCGGCGGCGGCGCUGCUGCUGCCGCCAGACGCACCCGGCGACGCGCUGCUGGCCUGGCUGCCGGGCCGCCUGGCCGCGCUGCCGGCGCCGCUCGCGGCCCAGGUCGCCGCCCGGCACCCGGCGCUGGGCCGGCGCUACGUGGCGCUGCUGGAGGGCCGCGCCGGCCGCCUGCGCUACGACCCGCUGCGCGGCUGCUGGGACGGACCCUGGGAGGAGCUGCGCGGGCGCUGGCGCGGCCUGUGGCGGGCGGGGGAGCCGCUGCGGGCCGCCGCCCGCGCCUGCCUGCUCCGCCGGAGGGCUGAGGACGGCGGCUUCCGCGUGUGCGGCCUCAGCGUCUGGACCGACCUGCUGCUCGACUUGGAGGCGGACGAGGACCAGGAGCAGGGAACCGUCUCGAGCCCCUCGACCGGGUUGAGCUUCCUUCAUGCCUAAGCUGUGCCUGUGCUGUGCCCCCAGGACACUGCCCUACACCUGGACGGGACCUCCCGCCGGCCAAAGCUAUGGACAGCCCACUUGCUGAGGCCGUGGACUGAGGUGGGCCUGGCUGCCCUUUGGCAAGUCACUGUUGCGCCCACCCCUUGUCAGGUCACCUCUGUCACUGUCCCCAGCAGCUCCCUGCCCCUUUUCAAAUCAUCUCUGUGCUCGCCUGUUGUCAAGCCACUUCUGCCACUGUCCCGGGCAGCUCCUCACCCCUGUAAAGCCAUCUGCUGCUGCCCCCAGCAGCUCCCCCUCUCCCCAGCUCUGCCGUUGGGCUCUUCUCAUCCUGCUUCUCACCAAAAAGAAGCAGGUCCCUCUGUUUUGGGCCUACCUGGUGGAAAGUGCUCCUCAGCAACACAGAAACUGACUUACCUGUGGCAGGGGGUUGAGCUACAUGAUGCCAUGGAUACAGGGGUUUUGGGGGGAGGUCUGUCUUUAUCCAACUGUUACCAGAGUAUCCAGAAGUCAAGCAAGAAUUUUUAGGCCUGCCUUUGUUCCCCUGUUAGGGCAGCCUUCUGUUGUCCAGUGAUUGCUAAUUUUUCAGAACCGCAGCAUGCUCCUCAAGAGCCUCCACAUCUGCCUAUGUGCAAGUCGGAAGAGGAAGUGGCUGUGUGCCAAAUAGGAUAAAAGCCAAAGACGUAUUAACAAAAAAAAAGUUGGGGGGAGGAUAUGUUUCCUUUUAUUUAUUUUUUUUAUGAUUAUUAUUUUCCUAUGAUGUGGAACAUUUCUUUUUCUAAUCUGUAUGGGAGUGUAUGGGACACUCAAUAUCAUUGUUAGUUUAAAACAUCUAGACUAGAUGAUUAGUCCUCACUUUCCUUUUCAUUAAUAGCAAGAACCGGACUGUUAGAGAUAAAAAACAUAGAACUUCAUUAAACCUUUUGAGUUCUUCAA